Molecule: messenger RNA, 1257 nt
Organism: Didymella exigua CBS 183.55
Lineage: Eukaryota; Fungi; Ascomycota; Dothideomycetes; Pleosporales; Didymellaceae
Product: DUF803-domain-containing protein
Exons: 4
Coding region: 1-1257 (418 amino acids)
Biological process (GO): magnesium ion transport
Cellular component (GO): membrane
Molecular function (GO): magnesium ion transmembrane transporter activity
Source: RefSeq, a predicted model, not a curated record
AUGGUCGAAGACAAAUAUGUCGGCCUCUGCCUCGCAGUCUCGUCGUCGCUGGCCAUCGGCGCCAGCUUCGUCAUCACCAAAAAGGGCCUCAACGCGUCCAUGGAGAAGCACGGCUUCGAUGGCGAUGGCUACUCGUACCUGCGCAACUCGACGUGGUGGGCUGGCAUCAUCACAAUGGUCCUAGGCGAGAUCUUCAACUUCGCCGCCUACGCCUUUGCGCCUGCCAUCCUCGUCACCCCGCUCGGCGCCCUGAGUGUGCUCAUCGGCGCCGUGCUGGGCAGCUAUUUCCUCGACGAGCAGCUAGGCCUCUUGGGCAAGAUUGGCUGUGCCAUCUGCUUGAUUGGAAGCGUCAUCAUUGUGCUGCAUGCGCCGCCGGACAAGGAGGUGUCGUCGGUCGACGAGAUCCUGAACCUGGCGCUCCAGCCCGGCUUCCUCGUCUACUGCCUCUUCGUCGCCGUCUUCUCUGUCUUCAUGAUCUACAAAAUCGCCCCCAAGCACGGCCGCAAGAACCCGCUGAUUUACCUCUCCAUCUGCGCCACCACCGGCUCCGUCUCCAUCAUGUUCAUCAAGGCCUUCGGUAUCGCGCUGAAGAUGACAUUCGCGGGUAACAACCAGUUCACGCACCCCUCGACCUACGUCUUCGUCAUCAUAGUCGUGGGCUGCAUCCUCACGCAGAUGAACUACUUCAACAAAGCGCUCAGCCAGUUCAGCACCAACAUCGUCAAUCCCCUCUACUACGUGACCUUUACGACCUUCACCCUCAUCGCCUCCUGCCUGCUCUUCCAGGGCUUCAACACAACCUCGGCCGUCAACACAAUCUCCCUGCUCUGCGGCUUCCUGAUCAUCUUCUCCGGCGUGUACCUCCUCAACCUCAGCCGCGACGAUCCCAACGCCGGCCACACGCUGGGCAACGCGCUCUCGGACGGCAUCCCAAGCGACGCCAUGAGCGGCUUCCCCACACGGCGCAGCAUGCAAGCCCGGCGGAGUCAGGAACUGUACUUGCAGAGCAACGGCAGCAGCGCGGGGCGCCGCAGCCAUGGCGCCGAGGGCGCGGGGCUGAUGCACGACUACGACGUUGAGAACCAGUUCGAGCUGGGCGACCUCGCGGACAGCGACGACGACGAGCACGCGAAGAAGGGAGCGAGCUUCGACGAGGAGGGCCGCUUGGGCGGCAGAGCGAGCUCGGGGAGUAACAUGCGCAGCUUGAGGGUCCAGAGGGACUCGAUCCAGCCCAAGCGCACCUCAAGCCCGCGCUAG